AUGGACGCCCUUCUUCGGACCACGUCCCGGGAUCAAAGCCAACCCUUUACCAUAGCGCCCUCAUCACCUUCCACACAGCGAUCUCCCGCCUUUUCAUCCGACUCAACAUUCAAAAUUGCACUUCCCAGCACGACAGACCCGCCUUCUGCGACCAACCCUCCAAAACAGAAAGUAUGGGUCAUCUUUGGCGCAACAGGCCACAUGGGCCGCAGCGUCACCAAGACUGCUCUUGCCCAUGGCGAUCUAGUCUGUGCAGUCGGCCAGUCUCUUCAAGACAGUCCCUCCACGCUCUCAACGCUACUAUCAGUCCUGUCCAAUGCCUCAUCGACCAACUACGCUGAUACGUACCUCGGCCUUCUAUGCGACGUCCGCAUCCGGGCCUCCGUAUCGUCCACGCUCGACAAAACAAUCGCGCACUUCGGCCGAAUCGACAUCAUUGCCAACUGUACGGGCUACGGCGUCAUUGGUGCCUGCGAGGAUCAAGACGAGCAUGAAAUCCGCAACCAGUUUGAGACCAAUUUCAUGGGCACGCUAAACAUCAUCCAGCUCUCUCUACCGCACUUUCGAAAGCGCCAGGCGGGUCGGUAUCUGAUUUUCAGCAGCACGUCCGGCGCGCUGGGCGUACCUGGUCUAGGUCCCUAUUGCGCAACAAAGUACGCUGUCGAGGGACUGAUCGAGAGUAUGCUGUACGAGGUCGACCCAUUCGGAAUCAGGGCAACACUGGUGGAGCCGGGUCAUUUACGGCGUGAUGAUGGUGGUGUUGGUUCCAGCACUGCCGCUUCUACUGGCGCACAAGGCGCCGUAGGUGUGCCCACGACGAACGGUAGUGGCGCUGGGGUAUCUCGACCGGGCACUGCAGCUGCAGGUUCCGCCGGAGCGGGGAACAGCGUCAACACACUCCCGCUGUUCGGCCACUUCAAGGUAGCCAAAGCGUCCGAGCCGUACACGGGCAGAGAUGCGCCUGCUGCACAUGCACAGCGGACGUUGCACUGGAUAGGCAACAAUCAACCUGUAAGUGUGGUGAAAGCAGCUGAGCUGGUGUGGCAACUGGGUCAUUGUCGGUAUCCUCCUCUACGCUUGAUUCUAGGCACAUUCGCCGUAGAAAGCAUUCGAGACAGAUUGAAGAGCAUCAUCGAGGAGAUUGAGGACUGGAAACACUUGAGUUUCCCGCCACUAGAACCAGAACCCGAUGCAGAUGGUGAGGUCGAUGGAGAGGGAGAGGGCGAAGACGACGCCGAUGAGCAAGGCGACGGCGACGAAAUGGACAGGGACGGAGGGGACGACGACAACGACGAUGACAACACCGAUGGCGGAGAUCGAUGCGACGACAGGAAGAGGGCGGAGACAAAACCGCAGCAACGCGGCGCAACGAACUACGAAGGAACACCCGAGGUUAAAAUGGAGGAUCGCAUGGACGUUGAUCGGUGA
This is a messenger RNA of Exophiala spinifera, 1428 nucleotides long. RefSeq lists its product as uncharacterized. The transcript has a single exon. Lineage: Eukaryota; Fungi; Ascomycota; Eurotiomycetes; Chaetothyriales; Herpotrichiellaceae. The record is from RefSeq and is a predicted model, not a curated record. The coding region runs from base 1 to 1428 and encodes 475 amino acids.